GAGUCAUUCUUUAAGUGUGAUGGGGGUAACAGACUAAUUUACUAUCGUAUUUAUAAUAUCAGCAGGGAGAGGUAUUCGGCGGUAAGGCAAAAGUGCAAUGGAACAUCGUCUCGCUCAUAUUUUAGCAGCUAUAUUGAGAACGUAACUUCAUGUCGGUAGACAACUAUAAUGGUAGUUAUUUAUUCUCUCCGCUACUUGUACUGAAGGUAAUAGGUAAGCAUCGUUGUGCCUCUGGUUGUGAUUUACGUUGUUUAAAGCUUGAAAAUAAGUGACGGAAUAAAUCAUGGACAGGCGUGUGUCAGUCGCUCGACCUAAGCGUUGUGAUUUGUUUUGUUAUUGUUAUUAUCAGUGUGUCAACUGCUAUAUAAGUGGAGUACGCUCGGCUCUCAGUCAUUCAAUCUUCCGAGGCAUCCAAAGUCGAUCCAGUUAUAGAAAUUGAAACGAUAAGUGUGAAAAAUGAUCGACAAGAAAGCACCUGCCUUUACGGAGCUUAGCGAGUUCGCCAGUGUUGGCGCUGGUGGCAAGGUAGCGUUCGCGACCGAUGACUUCUUUGCGACAUGCGAGAACAUGCUUGCCGACAGCGACCCUCUGUGGCUCGCUGACAAGUACACCGAGUACGGCAAGUGGAUGGACGGUUGGGAGACGAGACGCAAGCGCGUGGCCGGCCAUGAUUGGUGUAUACUGAAGCUUGGCACUAAGUGCGUCAUCCGCGGACUUCUUAUCGACACAGCAUACUUUACCGGAAACUAUGCGCCAAAAUUUUCGAUACAAGCUGCCUGUUUAACACCUGCAGAAGAAUCACUGCUACCGGAAAGAAAUGCCUGUAUGGGAACAGCGUGUACAGAAAACGAACUGGAAGUUGUAGAAAGGCUAGCGACCAACAAGUGGAAUGAGAUCGUGCCUAUAACUGGUCUCAGGCCGGGCUACGAAGAGACCAGACUGAAUUAUCAAAAGGUAUUAAGUGACGAAGCAUACACACAUGUCCGCGUAAACAUCUUCCCUGAUGGUGGGAUUGCGCGACUCAGAGUUUACGGUGUAGCAAAGCCAGAAAGGCCGUUGCCUCAUCACAUGGUGGAUUUACUGUCCUUGCUAAACGGCACCACAUGCCAAGGGUACUCAAACGCUCACUACGGCCACCCACGCAAUAUGAUCAAACCCUGCAAAAGCAAGUGCAUGUCCGAUGGGUGGGAGACGGCCAGGAGACUCGACCGACCGGACAUUAUCGAGGCUAAUGAGGAUGGCACGCUCAAAGUUUCUGGAGAAGAAUGGGCCGUCUUCAAAUUGGGUUUCCCGGGAAGGAUCAAAGAGCUGUGUGUGGAUACUGCGCACUUCAAAGGCAACUUUCCGGAUUCUGUCAAGAUAGAGGGUACCUUCUUAAGCCGCGAUUGGUCGCCUGAAUCAAAACCGCAGUGGAAUAGCAUCUUAAGGCCAAGCAAGCUCUCCGCUCACCGUGAGCACUGGUACAACUGUGAGUCGAACCUGGUGACGCACGUCAGAGUGACCAUGGCGCCUGAUGGAGGCAUCAGCAGGGUACGCGCCUUUGGCUUCGUCGACAAUACGAUAAUAGUUUAAUUAAGGAAGAUUCAUUGUGAUAACUUCAACUCCUUGUGCAUCAUAUUGUUAUUCCAAAAUUAUGCACAAGGAGUUGAAGCAGCCUGACCUACCGUUUAUUUAACAUUUUAAUUAUGAUAGAUAGCAAGCGGAUAAUAACAGGAGUGAGUAGCUAACUAUUGAGUAGCGUUUCUGUGCUGGGUCUUAAAAUAUUAUUACCAUGUGUUCUGAAUUCAACAUUUAAAUGUAUUCAAUAUUGUUUCGUCCGUAAACUUUUGUAAAUAUUUUAAACGUCUUUUUUAUAAAAAUAGCAACAAACUUCGUAAUCGAUUUCAUGAAUGUGUAAAAGAAGUAAUGUGUAUAUAUUAAAAAUAUUUGAAGCGGGUCACUUGCUACUCACAUAAUUAAAGUAAGUUUUUGCUAGAUUAUUUUGUAUUAAGUUAUUUACUGCUAGUAACUUUAUUACGUAUUGAUGUUUGUUAGUAAGUUAUUUUUAUACAAUAAGAAUCAAACAUGGUAGAAAGUUCCUUGUAUUAUAAAGGCCGACAAGUAAUAUAUGAUCAUUGUCAAGAGGGUUUUGUCACUGAGGGGGAUUGUCACUGUCAUUCUCAUGUAUAGGAUGACAGUUCAGUUUAGUAUGAAAAAAAUAGUUCCAGUGAAAUUCCGCAACAUGGCGCGUGAUCAUAUAUUACUGGUCAGGCUUUACCUAAAGUAAUUUAAUUUAGUGUUAAAUUUCAAGUAUUAUUAUAUUAAAUGUUAUACCUAUACCUUAA
Cydia pomonella (codling moth) is the source of this 2324-nucleotide messenger RNA. RefSeq names its product allantoicase-like. The record is from RefSeq and is a predicted model, not a curated record. Gene Ontology annotation, biological process: allantoin catabolic process. Bases 457 to 1572 code for a protein of 371 amino acids. The transcript is spliced from 8 exons. Gene Ontology annotation, molecular function: allantoicase activity. NCBI's taxonomy places the organism in Eukaryota, Metazoa, Arthropoda, Insecta, Lepidoptera, Tortricidae.